AUGACACCUUCCUGCAAGCUCUUCCCUCAUGCACUACCAUCUCCCUCCAAUUCUAGAGCCAAGAAAAUAUGGCCUACUCAAGACUCCCCCAACAACCCUUUCCUUUCCGGUGAGGAUAAAGCCAAUGCAAGUGGCUGUGAGAGCAGUGAUGAUGGAUGGCCUGUUGGAGAAGCUCCCGGGUGUGAAAGCACACCAACUCCGGCACCAGAGUUUGAGGAAAAGCUGACAAUAACCUAUGUCUGCCAAGGCCAAAAAGUGACCUUCCAUAACCCCCAAUAUCAACUUCCCAUCAAUAUUCUUGAGGCAUAUAAACUACUGAUCAAUCAUCCAGACUUUGAAAUGGCUGAGGCAUGUCCACCCCACCAGCUCUUUUCCAAUAAACUCAAGCACAAGUUUCGUGACUUUGAUGAAGACAUUUCUUCAAUCGACUCCCUUGGUGCCAAACACACAAAGAUUGAUGCUGGCGCAUCUGAGGGCGAGAAAAGUACUAUGGACACCAGCUCCCACAAGAACAUCAUCUUCCACGCUCGGCAGGUGCACGAACACAGGGAGAGGGAUGUUGUUUGGCAGGUAAUAGGCCCUGCACAUCAUUCAUAA
Molecule: messenger RNA, 597 nt
Organism: Suillus bovinus
Lineage: Eukaryota; Fungi; Basidiomycota; Agaricomycetes; Boletales; Suillaceae
Exons: 2
Coding region: 1-597 (198 amino acids)
Source: RefSeq, a predicted model, not a curated record